Messenger RNA from Rotaria sp. Silwood2, 252 nucleotides. Lineage: Eukaryota; Metazoa; Rotifera; Eurotatoria; Philodinida; Philodinidae. The record is from the annotation of a GenBank genome assembly.
AUGAUCUGGUAUUUUCGUUUUCUUAUUUUUGUCAGUAUUACGUUCAUUUUGGUCAACAGUGGCAGGAUUAAACGCCAAGGAGGAGCAGGAGGAGGAGGUGGUGGUGGCGGUGGUGGCGGUGGUGGAAGUGGCGGUGGUGAAGGCAUUGGUGAAACUUCAGAAAGUAUAAAUAAUCAAUGCUUGAGAAAAGAUUUAUUUAUUCCAUUGAAAUAUAUCGAUAGAAAUAUGAAAUGUGAUGUAGAGAACUUUUAA